AUGAAUAUAAAUCUUCACUAUAAUACUGGAUUUAUAAAUCUCGAAUUAGAGAGAAUAAUAGAAUCACAUAAUGCAAAUGAUUGCCUUAAACUACUUAUCAAAAAACUAGACAUGUUUAAUGUGAGUCUUUCCAGUGAUGUGGUUUGCAUAACAACAGAUGGGGCUUCCGUUAUGGAAAAAUUAGGAAAUAUUUCUCCUGCUGAAUAUCAACUUUGUUUUGCACAUGCAAUACACUUAGUUGUAGUUGAUGUAAUUUAUAAAAAUAAAGUUGAAAAUAAUCAGAUUUCUAAUGAAGAAGAUAUUGAAGAUGAUUUUGAUGUUUUUGAUGAUGAUUAUACUUUGAAAGAUUAUUCUAAAAGUGAAUUUGGACAAGAGCUAGUACUUAUUUUAGAUUCGAAAACUCAUUGGAAUUCAAUGCUGGCCAUGAUUCAAAGAUUUAUUAAAGUUAAGAAAGCAGUUGGAGUUCUGAUUUACGUAAAGGAAAACAGUAUACAUAACAUUAGGAAUGGUAUUUGUGUUUCUGACAAAAUAUUAUUCACAAAGGAUAUAAGUGAAAAUAAAAUACGUGACAUAUCCCCAAUAAAUCAUCUUACUCAUUUGCUUACUUUAAAAGCUGAUAAAAAUUUACUGAAGUCAGGACUACUAAAUAAGUUGCCAUACCUCCAACAUAUCGACUUUUCCAAUAACCAAAUAAAAGACUUAUUUGGCAUAAAUCAUCCAUUGCUUGAGAAGCUUAAUUUAAAUGGAAAUGAAGUUUUAGAAAUAUCGAGUUUUGAUGCAGCCAAUCUAUCAUAUUUGGCUGUGUUAGAACUGCGUGGAAAUAAACUUACUUCUACAAAAUGCACAUAUCCACAAAGUUUAAAGAUGCUUUAUUUAGCUGAAAAUGCAAUAGAAGAGAUUCAAGAUGUAUCCCAACUGACACAUCUCAAAACAUUACACUUACGAAACAAUAAAAUAACAAAUUUAAAUGGGUUUUCAGAAAACAUGAAAAAUUUGCAAUAUCUUAAUUUAAGAAUGAACAAUAUUAGUGAACUACACGAAAUCAACAAGUUAAAAUGUUUACCCAUGCUUCGAGCACUCAUUCUAAUUGAUAAUCCAAUCUGCUAUGAAGAAUCUUAUCGGAUUGAGGUUUUAGUUAUCCUGCGUAGAUUAGAAAGACUAGACCAUGAUGUUUAUGUUGAUGAGGAAAGAAAAGACGCAGAGGAGAUUUAUAACGAGCGGAACUCUAUAGAAAAGGCAGAAAAUGUUAUCACAGAGUAGAUUCAAAUAAUGGUUUUGAAUAAUGUUUCAAUUCGAAUUUAUAACGAGGUUAUACAAAUAUUUUAUUUAUUUUAAUAAAUGAGAUUAUAAAAUAAAAAUGUUCAUAAUUUUAUAAAAAUAAUAUUAAUAGUAUUAAUCUAUGAUGUUUAUUUACAAAAAAGUAUUAAAAAAAAAUUAUAUUACGACAUUUUAUGUAUCUUUAAA
Hydra vulgaris (swiftwater hydra) is the source of this 1464-nucleotide messenger RNA. NCBI's taxonomy places the organism in Eukaryota, Metazoa, Cnidaria, Hydrozoa, Anthoathecata, Hydridae. The record is from RefSeq and is a predicted model, not a curated record.